Trachemys scripta elegans is the source of this 2191-nucleotide messenger RNA. It is a transcript of the gene CAPSL, whose product is annotated as calcyphosine like. Gene Ontology annotation, molecular function: calcium ion binding. Bases 258 to 884 code for a protein of 208 amino acids. Lineage: Eukaryota; Metazoa; Chordata; Testudines; Emydidae. The record is from RefSeq and is a predicted model, not a curated record. The transcript has 6 exons.
CCAAGAUGAUGGGCUGCCCUGGAAGGCUUUGAGUCAGAGAUGUUGAGAUUGCUUCUCAAGGCUACUUUCCUCCUGCGUAUGGGCCUCCAUUAGGUGGAUUAAUGAAAUUCCAGGAUUUCCUUAUACCAAUUCUUCUUGAAUGAUUCUUGGAAAUAAUCAACUGCAGAGAGUACGUCAGCACUUUGAUUUUUGUGGAACCAAAAUGACUAAUUCUUCCCUACUUUCUCUCACCUUAUUUGGACACAGGAAUUACAGCAAUGCCUGGUACAGCGAGGCACGACCGAGACAUGGCAGUCCAGGCCAAAAGAAACCUGGCCAAAACCACAGACCCAAUUGAGAGGCUUCGGCUGCAGUGUCUAGCAAGGGGGUCUGCAGGCAUCAAAGGACUUGGCAGAGUAUUUCGGAUUAUGGAUGACAACCAAAACAGAACCCUUGAUUUCAAAGAAUUCUUGAAAGGGUUAAAUGAUUAUGCCGUGAUGAUAGACAAGGAAGAAGCUCAUGAGCUUUUCAGUAUCUUUGAUAAAGAUGGCAACGGAACAAUAGACUUUGAUGAAUUUCUUGUAACGUUAAGACCUCCAAUGUCUAAUGCCAGAAAAGAGGUCAUCAUGCAAGCAUUUAGGAAGUUUGACAAAACUGGUGAUGGUAUUAUAACCAUUGAAGACUUACGGGGGGUGUAUAAUGCAAAGCAUCAUCCCAAAUAUCAGAAUGGAGAAUGGACAGAAGAUCAAGUUUUUAGAUCCUUUCUAGAUAACUUUGAUUCACCGUAUGAGAAAGAUGGGAAGGUUACAACAGAAGAAUUCAUGAACUACUAUGCAGGAGUCAGCGCUUCAAUAGACACUGAUGUCUAUUUCAUUAUCAUGAUGAGAAAUUCUUGGAAAUUCUAACUGUGUACGAUUAAGGAAACAAGACUUUAUUUCCAUCUUCUUAGCUCCACAUGAUUAAAUAUGUUCACAAUAAUAUGGUCACGUUUCCCAUAAUAGUACCUUGUAGUCACUGUGCUGAUUUCAGUAUAUCAGAAGAGACAAUACUCACUCUACCACAUUGUUUUGGCAGGACCAUGCUGAAUUGAUGAACAUCAUAGGCUAAGAGGAGAUUUGGCAGCCCUGCCAAUAAUCACGCCCCUCAUUUUUCCUCCUGCUCCCCUUAUCUAUGUUGUUUCUUCUCUCAGAUGAGUAACCAGUUUCUCCUGAGUCAUGUAUGUUAGGCACCUUUUGUUCCCAAACAUGUCCCCAAAUUCAUGUUAGGCAGCUGUGUUUCAAAGAAGGUAUCAUAGCACCAGAGCAGAGGAUUCUGGGAUGUAUAUACUCAGUGGAUAAAUGUGUAAGCAUUUUUGUAGCAUAUAUACUGUCCUAAAGCUCCAUAAAUUUGUCUUCCUUCUUUUUCCUUCUAUUCCUUUGUUUCUUGACUUUCUUCCCAUUCUCUGGGACUACCUGUCUACUGUUUCUCUUAUCAAAGUCACCAGUGGGCAUAGAUGCUUUACAAUGUUCUCUUAACUAUGUAAUUGGAAUACCUACCAGUGCUCCACCCAGUGUCUAUGCUGGACCUAAACUGAAAGACUAUACAUAUUACUAAGCUACUUCUCCUGGGAAUUUUUUAUGAACUAAAGAACUUUAGAAUCUUAUUUUUUCUUGGCUUUGCUGCUGAAAAAGACUGGACAUUAGUUAACUGGAAGAGAUAAUAGGACUCUCCUAUCAUGUCAGUGUCUGUGAGAGCUGAUGUCUGGUCAGCUACCUGUGAGAAGAGGGAUGGUAAGAGAAGGGGCCUGUCCGAAAGCCAUACUUCCUCUAAAUAUCCUUGCUUUGUUUCCUUUUCUCAUUUCUCUUGUCAGUUUGUCUUUGUCCCAGAGUAAAUUGUUGUCAUGUAAAUGGUUUACAUGGAGCAGGAUUUACUCCAAUUAAUUUGUGCAAGUGUCAUAUACUUUUGUUUUCAAUCUCUCAAUCCUUAGUAAAAGACUCAAGGUUUUGACAACAAAUUGAACCAUGUUCAGAGCCAACAAAAAGUGCUAUGGGCCACAUUUUCACAAGCGCUUAACACCCAGAAGUGGCACUAGAUUUUUCAAGAGCUCUGCUUACCGAACUAAGUAUCAGAGGGGUAACCGUGUUAGUCUGGAUCUGUAAAAAGCAACAGAGAGUCCUGUGGCACCUCAUCCUCCCUGAUCGAACUAUCCUCGUUAUCUCCAGACUGAUUCUUG